UGUCUCAGCACUGCACAUUGUGUGCAGCUCCAUUGUCAAACCUUAAAAUGGCAGCCAGGCGAAACGAGUAAACUAAGGGGGCUCAUGAAACGAAACAUGACGAGACAUGACGAAUAGCUGCAGUUGGAUACCCUUUGUAAAAGAUAUAUACAGUGCAAUGCAUUCGUUUGAUGCAGCCAUACUGCAUUUGAAUAUUACAUAGCCUUUGCAUCCUGCACCGUGUAGUCAUCAGCUCAGUAACGCCAACAAUUAACAUAUACACAUAAACCCAUAACAGGUUGCAAGUGAUUGAACCAUGGAUUGGAUCCGGUUGAUUUUGCUACUUCUACUUUAUGUACGUUACACUCAGUCGACGACGUCACAUGGCAACCAAGGAUUUAACUGUUCCUUUGAGGACGGUUUUUGCAGCUGGACCCAGCGUGAGGGUGACGGACCUAACUGGCUACUGGGAGCAGGCAGCACUGCUGUGUCACGCGUGACGGGGCCUGGUGCUGAUCGUUUUGGAAAUGAAACUGGAAUGUUCCUUUACUGUGCUGUAUCUGGGGACGACACGCCCAUAAUUGACAGUCCUGUGGUGGAAGUUAACGAAGAGGAUGGUGUGGACCUUUGCCUUAGUUUCUGGUACAGCAUGUACGGGCGAUACAUAGGCGGGCUGGAAGUGUACACUUAUACCGCCACUAACGCCACCAACGGCACCGUGAAAGUUUUCAGCGCGAGAGGGCCGCAGACAGGAAGGAGGGGAUGGCUUCAUGGGCUGGUCGACAUCAGAGAUGUCACCUCUGAUAUGAGACUUUACUUCCAAGGGCUUAGCGGUGUAAAUAGAGCGAUUGUAGCGAUCGAUGAUAUAAAUCUACAGACGGGCGUGUGUGAAAGGGACACAAGCUUUAACUGCAAUUUUGAGGAGGGAUCACUUUGUGGAUGGGUGAAGCCGCCCACGGGCUCCGAUGACACCGACUGGUUAUUGCAGCGUGGAGCUACUUACACACCCAAAACCGGUCCUAUUGUCGAUCAUACCACAGGGAGUACGUACGUUCUAUAUACUGUCACAAUGCUAUACAUUCAUUCUGGAAAAUUUACUUGAAACAGUUUUGUUUUCGAAUCGAGAGCCAAAUGAGACUUAAAUAAUUUACAUGGUGGACAUGAACUAUAAAUGGAAGAUAUGCGGCAACACCCGAUACAAAUGUUUUGAACAGUGUACUCUGUCCGCAAUCAGGAGACUGCCAGUAUCUUGCUGUCGUAGUGUAUAUACCCAUUCCCGGAGCUGCCCCUUUAAUCUACCAAUAUCAUAGUAUUGCAUGGAAUUUUUUAAUGACACAAUGUUUUUUGAGCCACCCGGCCCUCAAACCCAGACCAUUCACCCUGGCAUUCUUCAGACCCCAAGCAUCUAUUAAAACCACAGACUUGCCCUGUGAAUGCCAUUUGACUGUUCCAUUUUGGUCAGCAGUGGUAUCCUAUGUGUAUACAAUUGUAUACAAGCCUAUGUAAAUGUGCACAAUCGAGCACACUCGGUCUUCCCGCCUAUUUUUAACCCCUCCAUAGGGUCACCAGACUGAA
This is a messenger RNA of Patiria miniata (bat star), 1554 nucleotides long. Its product is annotated as MAM and LDL-receptor class A domain-containing protein 1-like. NCBI's taxonomy places the organism in Eukaryota, Metazoa, Echinodermata, Asteroidea, Valvatida, Asterinidae. Gene Ontology annotation, cellular component: membrane. The coding region runs from base 296 to 1081 and encodes 261 amino acids. The transcript is spliced from 6 exons. The record is from RefSeq and is a predicted model, not a curated record.